AUGAAAGCAGAAUUUAAACCAAUUCAAGUGGCAAGAAUUUCUUCAUCUUCACUUGCAGAAGCGUUCAAGGAAUUGAUAAAGAAACCACUUUAUUCUCAACAAGGUUAUAACUUUGAUUUAAUUAAAGAAAGUGAUAGACGUAAAUUAGAAAAAUCAGAUGGUUUUAAGAAUGCAUGUAAUGAAAUGAUUAAAGAUAUUGUAAAUGAUGAAAUAAGACUGGAAGAAACUCAAAGCAAUAUCAAUAACAUUAUUGGUGCAGUUACAAAGAAAGUAUAA
Messenger RNA from Trichomonas vaginalis G3, 276 nucleotides. RefSeq lists its product as uncharacterized. Bases 1 to 276 code for a protein of 91 amino acids. The record is from RefSeq and is a predicted model, not a curated record. NCBI's taxonomy places the organism in Eukaryota, Parabasalia, Trichomonadida, Trichomonadidae. The transcript has a single exon.